AUGGCCGGAGCUCUUGUACCACAAUCCUUAACUGAUGGUGUUUAUUUUAUUUCAAUGCUUGAUGGCACUAAUUUUUCUGAUUGGAAAGAUUCAGUUCAAUUUACCUUGGGGUAUAUGGACCUUGAUUAUGCACUCCGUGUGGAGCAACCACCUGUUGCCACGGAUAUGGAUGCACAGGAAGUUAUUAAAAAUUGCCAAUGGUGGGAGCGAUCGAAUCGCCUAAGUCUAAUGCUCAUAAAAUCUCGCAUGAGUAAGAGCAUUAGAGGUUCUAUUGGUGAUUGCACUACAAUUAAGGAAUUAAUGCAGGCAAUUGAGGAACAGUUUGUUCACUCUGACAAGGUUUUAGCUAGUACUCUUAUCAGACAAUUCACUACUAAAGUCUUUGACAGUUCUAAGGGUAUGCAUGCAUACAUUACAGAAAUGAGAGACAUGAUUUCUCAACUUAAGGGCUUAAAGAUAGAGAUAUCUGAGCCAUUCUUGGUCCAUUUCAUCCUUGACUCACUGUCAUCUGAGUGUGGACUUUUCAAGAUCUCUUAUAACAUACAUAAGGAAAACUGGUCAGUUACGGAUCUUCUGACCAUGUGUGUGCAAGAAGAGGAAAUGAUGAAGCAUAAUCGACCUGAAAGUGUAAAUAUGGUCGUGAAUGAUAAAGUUAAGACCGAGAAGGGCUAA
Molecule: messenger RNA, 672 nt
Organism: Carya illinoinensis
Lineage: Eukaryota; Viridiplantae; Streptophyta; Magnoliopsida; Fagales; Juglandaceae
Exons: 2
Coding region: 1-672 (223 amino acids)
Source: RefSeq, a predicted model, not a curated record